UGCUGCUUUGGAGGGGAACCGGGACCUGUGUCCAGGUGACACUGAGAAGGUAAGGAGUCCCUGGUUUGUUGACAGUCCCCAAGGUGCUGGUGUCCCACACUUGGUGAAAGAGCAGAACAGGCUGGUUUCAAGUAGCAUGUCUGGUGGAGAGAUGAUACCCCUAUCUGCUGCCUUUACAAGGGGCUCUAAGGCUAGAGCAAGUCUACCUGUAGGCCGCUCAAGUGGUCAGACAAGAGGUUGGCCGUUAGGUGUGCUGUUCCUGCAGUAUGGGGAGGAAACAAAGCAAGUCUGGGUGCCCACAGAAAUCAGCAAUCAGGAUGCUCUUCGGGCUUUGUUUGUUACCGCUUUCCCUCAACAGCUCACCAUGAAGAUGCUGCAGUCUCCAAACAUGGCCAUCUACAUCAAAGAUACCACCCGCAAUGUUUACUAUGACCUGGAGGAUAUUAGACACAUCACCCCCAACUCCUUCUUGAAGGCGUAUCAUAAAGACCCUGAACAUGUGUUCAAACAUCAUGCCAAGUCUGCCACUGUAGGAGGAAAGAUCCCCAGAGAAGUGUUGUAUGGCAGUCACAGUCCAGUCCACACCUUGUCAUCAUCCAGUCGUGGCACCCUCCAAAGCCUGCAAGGUUCCAUGUCUCCACCCAUGGCCCGGUCUAUGCCCUCCUCCCCUUCCAGGGUGGCAUAUGGUGGAGGGGGCAGUGGGGGAGUGCGGGACCCCAGCACUACAUCAGCACAGACACUUCGCCUUUCGGGAGCAGGACGAUCCAGUGCCAUAUGCACCAGCAGUGCCAUCCUGGAGAGGAGAGAUGUCAAGCCUGAUGAGAACGUUGACAGCAGUAAGGUCAUGGCCUUGGUGGUGCGUGGUGAAGGAGGACCACAUCCAGACUCCUACUGCGCUUCUCUGCAGGAUGGAAUAGCUCGCCGCAGCAUCUCCUCCCAAUGCAGUGCCCCCCCAUCUCUCGCAACAGAUGUGGUGAAUGUUGGAGUCCUAGGACUCCCAGCAGGGCUGCAGCAGUACCGAGCCUCCAUUAAACCCCUGAUGGGCUAUGGAGAGAGCCAAUAUAAUCUAGAGGACGGGACCCAUUCCCUCCACAGGCGGAAGAGUAGGAAGUAUGCUGACGGUCAGCUUCCCCCAAUGGGAACCAAAAUCCCACCUAGUUCCCCUCACAGACUCAGUGAAGUCAGGAUGUUUGAUGGUGGACAAAUCAUCGGAGGUGUGGGCCUAGUGUCUCCUGAGAAGAAGUCACUGAUUCGCCAGUCCCUGGGGCAGGACAAUAACAGUGCUACACUAGAGAUUAUAAGCAGAAGCAGAGGAAGUGGAUCCUCAUCCUCCACCUCAUCUGUUUUUGCUGACAGUCCUCUGGGACAAACUGAGAGACUGUUUCAGGGCCAUAUGAAUGCCAGCAAUGCCCAAAGUGAGAGAAUCAAAGCCAUGGAGGAGCAGAUAGCCAGUCUAGCAGGGCUAGUGCACCACGCUUUGUCCAUAGGACCCGGAGACAAGGGUGCUGUCAGUGAGAGUCCAGAAUGCAACCUUAUAAACAACAGACUUGGAGUAUCAUCUGAGCCCCAGAAUCCUGCUGCUCUGACUGACAGCUUUACCUCCAUCCAUCCAGCUGCUCGGGCCCCUGCUUCUGACAGCAGAGUGCAACAGCGUUUAGUGUCAGCCAAGAGGAAUGUGUGUGAGCUGCGACUCCAGUUGAACCAGCUCAGACAGUUACAGCUGUCAAACCAAGAGACUGUGAGUUCUACACUGCAGAUGGCAGGCCACGAGCUAGUGGUGUUGAUGUGUGAUCGGCUGGCUCGAUUUGAGGAGGCAGCAUUCAGACAGAGAGCUGAAUUGGAAGAGGAGAGGAGCCUCUACCUCGCUGAAGAGGAGAAAAUACUCACACAGCUUAGUGAACUGGAGGACUAUGUGGACCAUUUGCAAAGAAGCUCCAUUACCGGUUCAAGCCAGCUGAGUGUAACUCUGAGAGAUGUAGAGGAAGGAGCGAUGAGCCUACGGGGGGUCGGGGAAACUCUGGCCAUUCUCAAAGGUGAGUUUCCAGAGCUGCAGAUGAAGAUGCGCUUGGUGUUGAGGCAGGAGGUAGACGCAAUGCGUUUCCUGAAGGAGGCGCCUCUUAAGAUGGACUCCAUGUUAAAGAGGGUCAAAGCCCUGACUGACACCCUCAGCUCUCUCCGCAGGUGUGUGUCAGAGUUGGUCCCAUCACCCAGAUCAGCCCAGUUAGAGCCGGUAGAAGCUGUUGAACUGGGCAACGGACCAGAAAAGACCCAGAGUCUUCAGAACUCCCCAAAACCCCAACCUCGGUCCUCAGUCAGGCUGCCUCAGCUCACUCCUUCUCUCUCUGGGAGCCAGGCUGAGACCAGGUUGGUGGGCUUGCCGCCUCUAAUUGUGGCCCACGGAACGAAGAGCACACCACCUUCUGUGGUCCAGACCUCCCAACAUUCCCCCGGUCUCCCUCUGAAACCCAUCCCCGGACGGCACUCACCCACUGUGGCUAAGGUACCAUAUGGAUAA
This is a messenger RNA of Pundamilia nyererei, 2515 nucleotides long. Its product is annotated as sickle tail protein homolog. The coding region runs from base 137 to 2515 and encodes 792 amino acids. Gene Ontology annotation, cellular component: cytoplasm. The record is from RefSeq and is a predicted model, not a curated record. The transcript has 14 exons. NCBI's taxonomy places the organism in Eukaryota, Metazoa, Chordata, Actinopteri, Cichliformes, Cichlidae.